AUGGGACAUGUUGCUUACAAAUUGGAGCGGCCACCAGGAAGUAGUAUUCAUCCAGUGUUUCAAGUUUCUCUAUUGAAGUUGGCACAGUUAACAGUGCAAGCAGCUUUGCCUAAGGUGGAUGCUGAUGGAACCUUGAAGAUUGAGCCUUUGGUUGUCCCGGCACGAAGCAUUGUUGCUCGAAACAGUGUUACAGCAGCACAGAUUCUAGUACAAUACUCACUAGAAUGA
This is a messenger RNA of Linum trigynum, 228 nucleotides long. The record is from the annotation of a GenBank genome assembly. Lineage: Eukaryota; Viridiplantae; Streptophyta; Magnoliopsida; Malpighiales; Linaceae.